AUGGAUCCGGAUUCAGACUCAGAACCUGGUGGUUCGAUGGCGAAUCGUGGACCUGCCGUCUUUGCCGUCACGACGGCUACUCUGGUCCUUGCCUCAGUUUUCGUCUUCGCUCGCAUGAUAUCUCGGUAUUUUAUUGUCAAAAGAGUUACCUGGGAUGAUAGGAUCAUUCUCCUGGCGUGGCUCAUUUCUUUCUUUUUGUCUUUUACUAUCUGCUUCGGUGUUUCCAAAGGACUCGGCAAACACGACGUCGAUAUUCCCCCAGAGCAGAUCCCUACUCUCCGCCACUGUGAAUAUGUCUUCUCUAUUCUUUACAAUCCGGCGUUGAUGGCUACGAAAACGAGCAUUCUCAUAUUCUACCUGCGCCUGACUCAGAACCUCCAAAUGGUUCUCCGAUUUGCCUCCUGGCUCACCCUCAUCAUUGUAAAUAUUGCAGGGGUUGUCCUUACGUUUAUGAAUAUCUUCCAGUGUAGGCCGGUACAAGCUGCUUGGAACGCAGAUUACAAUGGUCCGACCAAGUGUAUCCCUCUACUUACCGAAUUCAUCUGCGCCGCUCCCGUCAACAUCGUUACGGAUCUUGCUAUUCUCGCACUUCCUAUUCCUGUCCUGACUGGCAUGCGGCUACCCUCGCGGCAAAAGACUAUUCUUGUCAUUACUUUUACUCUUGGUAUUUUCGUUGCUGUUGUGGAUGUAAUUCGAAUCUACUACCUUCAGCAGGCGAUUGCCGAAGCUCCAACCGGAACCGUCACCAACCCUAGCUCGAGAUUUGGUGGCCAAGCCGAUUUUGCCUACAACGCCUCACUGGCGCUGAUGUGGAGUGCUAUCGAGGUCAAUGUCGGCAUCACUUGCGCUUGCAUCCCAACUCUGAAGCCCCUUGUCCUUCUACUUCUGCCGUCCAUGCUUUACAAACCUAACGCCCACGGGACCAGGCAUACCCCCCAUACAAGCAGUGAAAAGAGCCGACGAGCCUCUGAGAACCCGACGCCAGGUAGUAACAACAGCAACAUUAACAACAAUAACUUACCAGGAGUGGCCACACCAGAGCCAGUUGUUCGUGGCGCCCUUGGAGGUCGACACUACGACUGCCUUGGUCCGGAUGCACCCAUGAGUGCCAUGGAAUUCUUGACCACCCCCGAUAUGGCCUCCCUUGGAGGACCUGCCAAUGCCUCUGCUAACCGCUCUCGCACAACUAACACGGUCUCGACAGACCAUUCUUAUGAAAAUGGCAUAUAUUUUGGCUUCGUCAACAUGACUAAACCUAAGAGCAUGCUCCGUGCUAAUAAGAAAGAAUCAUGGAAAUACUGCACAAUUGUGGCGAUCCUCUUCCUUUUGUGGGGGAUUUCGUAUGGUCUGCUUAACACACUAAAUAAUGCAAUUGCCACAGUAAACAACAUGAGUACAGCCCAGACGAUUGGCCUAACGAGCGCGUAUUUUGGCGGAGGCUACUUCUUUGGUCCUAUUCUUGUUGGUGAAUGGAUUCUACGGCGAGACGAACAUAGUCGAUUCAAACGUCAUCGAGACGACGAAAACAUUGGAGGUUACAAGGCGACAUUCAUUACCGGCUUGUGCAUUUACGGUACGGGCACCAUCAUCUUCUGGCCUUCAGCUGUAACCAACUCUUUUGGCGGGUUCAUGAUCAGUAGCUUUGUCGUUGGGUUUGGUCUUUCGGUCCUCGAAGUUGCUGCUAAUUCCUUCAUGGUGCUCUGCGGGCCCCCGCAGUAUGGAGAAGCUCGCCUGAUGUUGGCACAAGCGGUACAGGCCGUGGGCAGCGUGCUCAGUGGCCUCCUGGCCCAAAAGGUGUUCUUCACUUCUCUCAACGGCGUUCAAUCGAGCAGCCAAAGCAACAGUACUACGCUCCUCAAUGUGCAGUGGACGUAUCUUGGCAUUACCCUGCUUUGCGUUGUGCUCGGGCUGUUCUUCUAUUACAUGCCGUUACCCGAGGUUAGUGACAGCGAACUUGAGGAGUCAACCAGGCGGCUGCCUGUGGACCCGUGUAAGAAGAGUAUCGGUGGCCUGCAGCUGCGAACCGUCAGCCUCAUCCUGGCUGUUGUAGCCCAAUACUUUUACGUAGGGGGGCAAGAGAGCAACAGCACUUUCUUCAACAGUCUCAUCAUCUCCAUCUUGCCUGGCCAACCAAGGUCCGGGAGGAUCGCCGCUGGUGGUACGGCUAUUGGAAUCAAUGCAGCUGAUCCGGACCAACCUCCCGGGCUCAACCUCUCUCUCGCUGACUAUCUGACGGUUGGCCACACCGUAUUUGCCAUUUCGCGAUUUGCCGCCACCUAUCUCAUUUACUUAUCUGUUAAGAAUCCUCGGCUACCCCAGCCACGAACUAUUCUCUGCUUCAGUAUCAUUCUCUGCUUCAUAUCCGCUCUCCUUUGUGUUGUUUUACGACCUUCUAAUACCAAUUUAUUGUUUAUCCCUGCUUGCUUGUUUUUCUUUGCUGAGGGUCCAAUAUGGCCCCUUAUUUUCGCCAUCGGCAUGCGUGGCCAAGGAAGAAGAACGAAACGAGCGGCCGCUUUCAUAACGAUGGGUGGAUCUGGUCCUCUUUUUUUCCCCUUCAUCAUGUAUGGCAUUAUCGUACGCGGUGGCUCCGUGCAGCAUGCCUUUAUACUCAUCGUGGCCAUGCAAGUGGCCAUGAUGGCCCUGCCAAUGUUCCUUACAUUUGUAAAGGAUGCCCGACUGAUGGUCGAUCCACGUCCAUCCCGCCGCGCACUGAUGAACAGAGGUGAGCGCCCCCUAGACGUGGUGCUUGCCGACGGGGACGCGGAACUUGGCGGUACCGACUCUGUUACUAUCACAACCGAUUUUUUCAGAGAAACCGGACCUGCGGAAAAGGUAGAAAAGCCCCAGCGCGGAUUCAUUGGCAUGGUGUCUAAAGGUCUGAGCGCAAAGUUACAAGGCUCUCGGCGCAAAUCUUCACCAACUCUCGAAGUAGAACAUAGCGAGGGCAGUGUGGAUGAUUAG
This is a messenger RNA of Trichoderma asperellum CBS 433.97, 2961 nucleotides long. RefSeq lists its product as uncharacterized. The record is from RefSeq and is a predicted model, not a curated record. Lineage: Eukaryota; Fungi; Ascomycota; Sordariomycetes; Hypocreales; Hypocreaceae.